Aspergillus lentulus is the source of this 1959-nucleotide messenger RNA. The record is from RefSeq and is a predicted model, not a curated record. NCBI's taxonomy places the organism in Eukaryota, Fungi, Ascomycota, Eurotiomycetes, Eurotiales, Aspergillaceae.
AUGACCAAGAAGUUGGACUCCAUCCCAUACGAUGUGUUCUACCAGAUCGCCUCGGGGUUGGAUUGCCACGACUUUAUCCAUCUCAGUCGCGUCAACCAGGCUCUCAACACGUUGAUGCGAAAUGAGUCCAUUGCGAGAAAGACAAUUGAGAACCACCUGCUUCAUUCCAACGAGGGGCGGGAAGCGGAUAGAACUAGAACUGGGUAUCGUAGAGCAGUUGGCCGUCUGUUUGACAUCAAGGAAGCUUUCGCCACAGCUCAGCCGUAUUCAGCCUCGGUUCUUGCAUACGGGUCGGCCUUUUUGUAUAACCAAGGCUCCCUCUGCUACAUCUAUGACAACAAGAUUCGUGCCUUGGAUGUGCACGGGGUCGGUCAAGUAGAGCAGGUGUUAAACAUUCACAAUGUCCUCUCUCGUGCGAUCCCAGGCUGCAAUCCGGCGCGAUACAUGAUGCAGAUAUCGCUACUGCACUACCGUGACGGGAUCCUGGCAUUUCUGGCCGAGAUUGGAGAGGUGCGGGAGGCUUGGCUUCUUGCGGUAGAUAUGCGCAGGAAAACAGACUGCAGGACUGGUCGAUUACGUCUCCGCACACCGCUUCAGUCCACACGACGACUUUUUGUUCGACAUAACAAGUCCUACCUUUACUACGGAACUCAGUCUGCACUGAGUCAUUAUGGCUAUCCGCAGUGGGCCGUCCACUGCGUGGAUUUAGCUACUGGACAACACACAACAGAGAAACCUGUCGAGCUGCACAACUUUGUUGGCAAUGAGAUCGGUCAGACUGUCUGCUUCGAGGUGCAUCAAGACCAUCUGUAUGCCGUGUCGACGCUGGUAGACUUUGAAGAAGAAGAAGUCGACUGGACCUCCUUGUACAUGUGGAUCUGUCUGCCUCCUCGCGGGAAUACGGGUUCGGUGACGCCCAGGACCGAGUGGCGUCGACAGCAUCGCGAAGGCCCAAUCAAUGACACAUGGUCAGACCUUUCGCUUCGAGAGGACGAAGCGACCAACCAGCUCCUGAUCCUGGAAUGUCGCCGCGAAUGGCGCAAUGGGGGCAGUGAUAAUUGCCGGACUUACUACAUGCAGCCCCUCCCGUCGCCUGCAGAGAUCUCUCGGAGUAAGCGACCGGCCAAUCACCCACCAUGCAGCUCGCUAGCUGCUGAAUUGCCAGACGAGCCCUUAACCAAGACACUAGAUUCGUCGAACAAGGCAAUCUACGAGAGACCGCGGAAACGGCUGCGCAGACACUACCACUCGGAAUAUCCAUUGGACAAUCAAGACAACCACGACCAGGACACCCCAUACCAGCGACGCGACUUCAUCCUGGCCAAAACUAAGUUCCGUACUUACAACCUCUCGGCCUCGACAUUCGUCGACCUCGUCAACGACCCCCACCCAUCAUCACCAGGAGGCAGCCACAUCCCCCGCGAUCGCCUCCGCCUGCGGACUGUCUCCCGGAAACGCAAGAGCCCCAUCGACGAGGCAAGCAACACCCUCCACAAACCAGAAUUCACCGACGACGGCAAUCCCAUGGAACACAGUGAGGAGCGGUUCACCUCCCGGGGAAUCCACAUGUGGCCGCCCGACAACGCCCCCGCGGAGCUGACCCAGCUCCUCUGCCCGUCCCACCGCAUUGGCAAAAUCCAAGCGGUUGCAGACGAGCGUUCGAUUAUUUACUCCAUCGACCAGGAAGGACUGGGCGGCGGUAAUCAAGCCAUCAUACUCAUCAACUUUGAUCCUGUCAUCAGACUUCCAGGUUUGAAACGUCUUACUCCGGACGCCUCGGGCGUCCGGCCUUGGGGGCCCAACAGUGAUCACGCAACCGAAAUCGGGCCUCCAUGCCAGCAGGAGCGGGCAAUGCUACAGACUCCCGUCAGCACAGCAAGGACGAACCAGGCGGUGCCAUCUGUCCGGGAGGAGCCUGCUAUGUAUCUAAGCAUUAAUCAUGGAUAUUGGCUUCGCUGA